Molecule: messenger RNA, 7297 nt
Organism: Sciurus carolinensis (gray squirrel)
Lineage: Eukaryota; Metazoa; Chordata; Mammalia; Rodentia; Sciuridae
Gene: Gtpbp8
Product: GTP binding protein 8 (putative)
Exons: 6
Coding region: 16-870 (284 amino acids)
Cellular component (GO): mitochondrion
Molecular function (GO): GTP binding
Source: RefSeq, a predicted model, not a curated record
UUCAAGGAAAGGAACAUGGCAGCGCCGGGCCUGCGGCUUGGAAUGGAGAAGCUCUUUGAGAUGCUGGCGGCAAUGGGGCGCCAGAGCCGAGCUUACAGCAAGUCCCAGACUUUUGCUGAGGUACUGCGGCUGCCGAAGAGUCAGUUGACAAAGUUAGUGUACCCGCUGCAGGAACUCGAGCAGCACCUUGUCCCGGACACAAGGCCCCACCUUCACCUGAGGGUCUUCGACCCUAGCCUGGAGGACAUCGCAAGGGCGGAGAGCGUUUUCGCUGCUUCGCAGCGGAACCGCAUUGAGUAUCUCAGCUCCGCGGUCCGGCUCGACCACGCCCCGGCCCUCUCUCGACCUGAGGUAUGUUUUAUAGGCAGAAGCAAUGUUGGAAAAUCAUCCCUAAUAAAGGCGUUAUUCUCCCUGGCCCCAGAGGUUGAAGUUAGAGUCUCCAAAAAACCGGGACAUACAAAGAAAAUGAAUUUUUUCAAAGUUGGAAAGUAUUUUACAGUGGUGGACAUGCCAGGUUAUGGCUAUAGAGCACCAGAAGAUUUUGUUGACAUGGUAGAGGCCUAUCUAAAAGAACGAAGGAACUUGAAGAGAACAUUUUUAUUAGUGGAUAGUGCCGUUGGAAUUACAAAAACAGACAAUAUUGCUGUAGAAAUGUGUGAAGAAUUUGCAUUACCUUAUGUGAUGGUAUUAACAAAAGUUGACAAGCCUUCCAAAGGACAUCUUUUAAAACAAGUACUUGAGAUCCAGAAAUUUGUCAACACUCAAACACAAGGAUGUUUCCCUCAGCUAUUUCCUGUAAGCGCUGUGACCUAUUCUGGAAUCCAUCUGCUGAAAUGUUUUAUAGCAAAUAUAACAGGAAAUCUUAACUAAUGGUAUCCAUUAGUUUCAAAGAUGAAGUUUCAAAAUUCUUUGUGCCACUGGAAUUCAACAUCUAGAAAAAUUUAAAUAUUGUUUUAAAUGUUGUGUAUCAGUAACUUGCAGAAGGAUCACUUCAGCUUUAAAACUUGCAUCUUCCCCAAACAAGAAUGAUUUGGUGCGUGGGGGACAGAAGAUUUAUAAAUAAUUAUCUGUUCAGUAGAACAAAUGCUAGCUGAUUUUCCUAUUUUAACAAACUCACAAGCAAGAACAUAUUUUUUUUUAAAAAUCCAUAAAAUGUAAACCUAUUACUACUAUGUAGAGAAAGGUUUGCCAUGUUAUUUAUUGGGCCUUUAUCUUUUAAAGAAAAUGUCUAUCACGUAUUUCUCAAGUAUUAAAAUGGACUAAAUAAAAGUAGCUGCUUUUCCAUUAAACAUUAAUAGGUAAGUUGAAGGAUAAAUACUCAUGUGUAUUUCUGUAAUUAAUUUUUAAAGCCUUAGUUAAAUAUUGAAAAAAUUAUUCUUGGUAAAACUUGUCAGUCCAUGUUGGAACACCAGUAAUUUCUGGCUGGAAUCAUUCACCUACAGGUGAACACAAGACUCAGAAUUGGAAAACAAGAAAUUCAAGUUCCAGUUCAAGUUCCAGUUCUAACAUCUAUUAUACCUAGGUCUUUGGGGAAUUACUUGGUUUCUCUUAAAUUCAUUUGUAACUAUAACCACACAAACUAUUAAGAUUAAAAUAGUAUUACAUGAGGUGAUAUAUAUGAAGACAGCUACAUAUUUAUAAACUCAAACCAACCAAGGAAUACAGCAAAAUUCAUAGGUAUUUAUCACAAAACAUUGUUAUUACAGAAUUGGUAUUUUCUCUAGUGAAAAGCAAAAAACAAAAAAUGACCUUUAAGCAAGAUUAAUUUGCAAAGAGAAAAGAGAUAAAGAUACUUAAUCCAAAGGAAUAUUAAUGAAAUAGAAAAAUAUUUGGCUGAUAGUCCAACCCAGGUUUUAUAAUUCAACCUAAACUACUAACCCACUCUGAUUUUUUCAUUGAGGGAUGUUAGCCACCAGUUUCUUUGAACUGUAAAAAUUUAUGAUUAUUGAACAAAAAUGCCACUUCACAUUCUGAAACUUAAACAUAGGAACACUGAUUAGCUCAGUGGAAUCACGUCAAAGUAAAAGUAGCAGCAAGACUGGGCCUUAAAUCAUAACUCUAGAGACCUUUCAUUUUAUCUUCUAAAUUAGAAAUUAGGAUGUUUCUUGGGAUAGUAGGUACUUGAAUAUUAACAACUGCCAGCAAAUAAACCAGGCCCUGUGGGUAACAAAGCUAUACCACACCAGUUUUUCUCUUACUAAUUCAUCUUCAUUUCCCAAUAUGUAAAGGAAAUACACUGAGUACAAAGCCAGUUAGAUGUUGAUCACAUUUCUAGAUUGUCAUGAAUACAACAUCCUUGGUAUUGUCCUGGAGUUUUUGGUAAUUUUUCUUUAAAAGUUAUCAAGAAAAGAGAUUUAUGUUGGCUUAUGGUCCUGGGGGUACAAGGUUGAGGAGUCUCAUCUGGUGAUGGCUUUCUUGCUAGCAGUCCCUAGGCUUCUCAUGGCAGGAGAUGGAGUGUGCAUGUGAGUCACUGUUCAUGUUUUAAGGUACCAAGUAGCUACUUCCACUUGUCAAAAAGCCAGACAGAAUACAGGCCAUCUUAAUACUAGAGGUUAAGAACUUGGAAUUAAAACAGGAUGUUUAAUAGGGCUUCAGGAGAGAAGCUAAACCAGUGUUUAUUUCAUUGGCUCUGGAUUUGGGGCCACUGCAGUCAAGAUCACCUGGGCUCCUUAUUAAAAUAAACGUGCAGAUUCUGUCCCCAUCCCUGGUCCAUGUUUAUCAGUCUCAGGGAAGAAGCUAUGAUUCUGUUUUUAAAUAACCCACCAGUGAUUAAAAAAAAUCUGAAAAGUUCAAGAACCACUGGCAUAGAUAAGUGAGAAAAUGCAGAAAACGAUGGAAAGAACAAAGAUUUUAAAAAAUGCAAAGGACAUACAGAGGAAAAAAAUAGGAUAGCUGAGGAAAGGAAGGAUGCAGAAUAUAUAUGAGGGCACUGUGUUCUUUUCCUGUCUCUGUAACAAUAUAAAACUUAAGACUACCUGAGAAGCAUAUUAACCUAAUUCUAGUUAAGUCAGUACAUUUGAACAGUACCUCAAAUUUCACAUCAUUAUUUGGAAAUAGAUGAAGAUUUACCCUCUCAAAGCAAUUGUAUAAGCAUGUACAAAUACCAGAUAAUUGCAUCAGCACCUAAUUACAAACUGAUGACUACCCUUAUUCCUGGGUAUAUUUUUGUGUCUCCUAAUACUUUCUCCUUUACUUCUUUGUUAUCCUGUUGUACUUCACAUAUAACCACAAGCCACCUUAUAUCCAUUUUGGAAAAAGGUUUAUUUGGGGGAAAAAAAUCAUUAAUUGGCACCACCAUUAACAAUAAAUAAAUAACUGAAAAUCUCUUGGAAAACUACAAAAACAUUUUAAUAUGCCCUCCUGUGAGAUAAGGUGAACACAUGAAAAGAACUAAUGGUUGUGCCUAGUCUCUGGUAAUAAAUACAAUUAAUGACAAAACUUUUGAGUCUUUUGAUAAUACUGUCUUAAUACAUAAACAAGACAGCACAAUUGUUGGAAGCUACAAACAUUGAUACUUAGAGGUGGACUUAGCUACAACAGAGUCAAUGAGACUAAGUGACCCUCUAGGGUACUUCCUUGCUACUAUCCAGCCUCACUCCCCAUUUACCUUAAGGCACAGAAGUUUUUGCAGUUAAUUGUUCAGGUCUUCAUUCCCUGGUAAAUCAUAAAACUAUUCAAAUUUUCAGGGACCUAUCAGGCCCAGUCAAGGAGUUAAUUUGUUUUUCAAGGGCAGGCUAUGACAGACUUUUCAUCUUAACACCUAGCAUGUAGUCAAAGCCAAAUAAAUACUUGUUGAUAAUGGCACAAAGCAACUAUAAAUGUUUACUGAAAUGAACUCCUGUGUGAUGUUACACAGAAGCAGAUCCUCUGAGACCAAGUAGGACAUCCAGGUCUCAGAAGUUCCACUUAAAACAGCAGAAGACUGACUCAGCUUGUUAACUACUUGAAAGUCUCACAUAUGAACAUCUAAACUCCCAUUAAAGCAAAAAUAUCAUCAAUGUCAUCUGUCUCCUUAACAGAUCCUGGCAUACUGUCUUUGUUUAUUUGUAUUUUUAUCCAUGAAUCACUUUCAUUUCCAUUUCUUCCUGUGAGGUUUUCAGGAAUCUGUUUCUCCUUAGUUUGUUUGACAGGACUUAAAAGUUUGCUACUCAAGAGCUGCUUACUGUUAGGACUGGGAUCAGUUCUCUGAACUGUAUGGCAUGAGAAUCUCCACUUAGCACUGGUGUCAGUAGCACUCUGAGAAGAGAACUGCUGUAUUUCCUUCAGAUGAGUUGACUGUAACUUUCUCUGUGGUUUCCUUUGUCUCAGUAAAAAUUUAUUCUGUGAUCUUCUUUGUCUCAGAAGAUGCUUUGAAGUUUUGAUACCUGAGCCAUGAAGAAGACAGUUACUAACAGACGUUUUUAUGCACUUUAGUUUCUUUGGCAAACUAAAAAACAAAAAGAAGAGUAAAGUCAGAGCUUGUUACAGAUGCAAAAUAAUUCUCCAGCACUUUUUAAAUGUUUCUUUUCUACUAACUUCUACCCAAAAAGGAUAUAAUUUAUUUACAAGUCUUCUCCCUCUUUAUAAUCUUAGAAUCAUAACAAAAAAGUAAGGAAAUUGGAGUUUCAACCCAAAUCUAUCUUUUCAGAGCAAAACCUACCCCUGAUUAAGAUUAGGCAAAUGUGUCUUCAUUUUACCUUCAACAAAAAUUAACUGCUACAGCUACCUAGCACAGUAGAGUGGCUUAUUGAUGAACUGUGUCCUCAUAACAUAUCAGGAAUGGAAAUGGGAAAACAUCACAAGUGAAAAAAAAUCCAUCAGUACACAGUUAUCCAUAUGUGGAUAAGCAACUCAUGUUGACGCAAGAAAUGAACAACGAAAAAGGAAUCAAAGUGCAGAGAGGGUUCAUGAAAGUUGAGAACACAGGGCCUCUGCCACACACAAACUGACAGCCUUGAGCUUCCUGAAAUGCAAUCUAUAGCAUGUCAUCUUCAAGCCUGCAAAAUUCAGAAUUCAAACAACUGAUUUUAAGAGGUGUUUGUCUUCUGAAUAGGGUACACUAUCAUAUUGUUCACCAAUGCUUGCUGAACUGCCUCACUGAUAGCCAAAUUUUAAAUAUUAACAAAGGUCUAAACCCCCUACUCCACCUCCUUCCUUACUUUUAAAACAAAUAAACAUUUGAAGUAAUCCAUAAUCCCUGUUUCAAAACUAUUUUCUUGUGUUACUCUAAGCAAUGACAUUUAACUGAGGAGAAGGUGGGUGGGUAUAACUCUUGUAUUGAAAUGGAAAGAGAAUGAAUAAGAACAGGAAUUAGAGAACCUGCAUUGAGUUCUAGAUCUCCAGUACUUACAUCUUAUGCAAAAUUCUCCAUUUCCUCAUCUACAAAAUGAGAAUAACGCUGCCUACCUCAUGGAGUUAUUAUAGAAAUUAAAUAUGUUAUAGAGUAUGUUACAAAAAACAGCUGAAGAGGACAAUAUGAAAGAGGACUGCACUUAGGGAAGUAUAGACUAUAAUGAUUUAACCAAUAAACAAUUUUGUGACUGUUCUCAUUAACUCCUUUUUGGGAGGGGCAUUCAGAGCUAUCCCCUUCAAGCAAGCUGAUAAGAUCUUUAUUUUUUUUCUUUAUAGAUUUUAUUGUGCUUUGCAAUUAUACAUAAUUGUGAGAUUAUGACAUUUUCAUACAUACAUACAACAAUUUGAUUAACUUCAAGUUACCUCCCCUUUCUCAUUAGCUUUUAAUCAUUAUCUUCUUUGCCUCAUCUAACCCUUGACUCUAAACCCGAUCUUGAACAAAAGGCCUCUCUCCAUCUCUAGCUGUUUCCAAUCCUAGCAUAGAUAACUUUGAGGUGACUACAGACCUUCAUGGGAUCCCAGUGUUAAGACCCUUCCAGUACAUCCCUAGGAAUACUCAACAACUUCUCCCAAGGAUCUUUUGUGAGAACUUGCUACAAAACCCCCAUUACAUACAAAAUUUUUUCUAAAGCAGAAACAUCUUUUUCAUAAUUUUUCAAAUAAACCUUAAAUUUUAGAUAGUUACAGUAGUUCAUCCACAGGAACCAGUAUAAAGCACUGGAUAGACACGUCUGUAACUAUCAGUAAGAAAUUAUGGUGCAUGAUAGAACAUUUAUUGAACAUAAAAACUAGUCAGAGUGAUGACUGCCUCUAUGAAGGAGAAUAAAGAUCUUUAUACCUAUCUGUGUGUGAAACUGUUAAACAUGAGCAUCUAUUUUUUCAGUAAAAAUAAAAUCCCUUAAGUAUCUAUAACUUCAUGGAAUCCUUCAGGCAAUACUGGCCUACAAUCAUAAACAGUUCUAUGAGUGUAAAAAAUCACAGGAAAAGAAAGCCAUCAAUACAUGGGGAGUAACUCCUGUGAACACCUAGCCUGGCCCUGAUGCUGGCAGCCUGGUGUGGGCCUUGAGGUGGUCUCCCACUCCUGCUCUCACACUCUCAUCCAGCUGCACUGUGUGCAGAAAGGCCACCGUCCCACUAAAGCAUGAGCUUCUUAAGGACAGACUAGUCUAUCUCACUCAGCUGUGUCCCCAGGCUUUGCACACCAGACAUUCUUAACGCGUCCUGAGUGAAUAAAUGGGAAUAAUAAGGAGUAUUAGUGAGUAGGUCCAAGUAACCUGUUUAUUUUCUUUCUCCCAAUGAUAUAACUAUGCCCAUAUGACAAAAGCAACAAAUGAAAUUGCAAUAUGAGUAGAUCUCACUCUCAGCACUACUAGAACUAUCUAGACAUCCCGUUGUAAAGAAGAGACUUGAACAUAUACACUUUUGCCCUGAGCAACAACAGAAAACGUAAAGAAAUAUAAUAUUUGUAAUAUCCUUACCUAUAACCUUGAGCUUCCACAUGUUUAAGCCUGUUACUUUUAAGAAGUUUGUUACCCAGAAAGGUAGCCUGAGCCUUGAGUUUUUUGCUCCUGCACCAUGUAAUUGCCAUUUGGAUUUCUUCAGAGAGUUGUAUGAAAGUCUUGGCCUCUCGGAAUCGUUGCACAAAACUUUUGGCUUGAGGAGUUCCUAUCACUUUCUGAGAAGAAUGUUUCGUUGGCUUCAGUUUAGACUGAGAACAUUUUAACUCAAAACCAGUCUCCUGAAAUGUGAAAAGAUAAGGAAAAUAAAUAUGGCUUGUUAAUGGCUUGUAAAUAUAUGACAAGAAGGAAAGCUGACUCAAUCAAAAGUCUAAAAUAAUCAGUCUUUUUAAAAGAAAACUUUUUGCUGCAUUCUUUUGUCUUAAAAAACUUAAUUUUUUUUUUUUAUCCUCUGCUCCUAACACAAUUUGAUUUUUUUUCCUCCUCUGUAUUAAGACAGUUGACUUAGA